Molecule: messenger RNA, 210 nt
Organism: Puccinia graminis f. sp. tritici CRL 75-36-700-3
Lineage: Eukaryota; Fungi; Basidiomycota; Pucciniomycetes; Pucciniales; Pucciniaceae
Exons: 2
Coding region: 1-210 (69 amino acids)
Source: RefSeq, a predicted model, not a curated record
AUGUCUGAAUGGCUUUCGGAAACCGACAAAACGCAGCAGCCUCUGUGGGACAAUUUCAAUUGCCCCGGCGGUGCCUGUUGGCCAGUGGUAGGCAAUGUGGUUGAACGACUCGACGAAUCCUUGGAGAUUUUUCAAGAGUCUUUGGAGGUCACUAGGCCCAGCUCAAAUGCAACCCCAGGGUGCUGCAAUGUUGGAUUGCUUAGAACUUGA